AUGGGAGAGGAAAAGAGCUGGGGAAGCAGUAUCGAGGGCGUAGUGCGGCUCCGCCAGAUGGUGCGGCGGUGGAGGAAGGCAGCGCCGGAGGGCGUGCCGGCGGGACAUUUGGCGGUGUGCGUGGGCCGGAGCUCAAAGCGUUUCGUUGUGCGCGUGGUGCAUCUCAACCACCCAAUCUUCCGGGAGCUACUCGAACGGGCCGAGAUUGAGUACGGCUUCUCAGCCCGCUCUGGCCCGCUCUCCCUCCCCUGCGACGAGUACUUCUUUGAGGAUGCCCUCCGCUGCAUCUCCAAGUCCUCAUCACAACCUACCAAGACCCAACUCUCAUCAUCUUCGUGUUUAACGAAUCGUCAAGACCAGCGAAAUCUAGGGCUUCGAUGUUGCCGCGUCGCCUACGGAGAAGACGACGACGUUUCCCGGUUCCGCCGCAUCGCUGAGAAAUCGUGA
Molecule: messenger RNA, 447 nt
Organism: Dendrobium catenatum
Lineage: Eukaryota; Viridiplantae; Streptophyta; Magnoliopsida; Asparagales; Orchidaceae
Product: auxin-induced protein 15A-like
Exons: 1
Coding region: 1-447 (148 amino acids)
Biological process (GO): response to auxin
Source: RefSeq, a predicted model, not a curated record